CCAAUCAAAAGCAGCCGCUAAGAGCCUGAGGGGAUAAAAGGGGAGCGGGACUUGUAGGAUUCCGCCCAGUUGCGCUAGCCCGCCAGCCCGCCCCGCCGCCCCCCAGCUUAGCUGCUCCUUCCCACAGAGAGCCGCCGGUUCUGAGGCUAACACCAGCAAUGGCCUUUGCAAAUCUGAGGAAAGUGCUCAUCAGUGACAGCCUGGACCCUUGCUGCCGGAAGAUCCUGCAAGAUGGAGGGCUGGAGGUGGUGGAGAAACAGAACCUGAGCAAAGAGGAGCUGAUAGCCGAGCUGCAGGACUGCGAAGGCCUUAUCGUGCGCUCGGCCACCAAAGUGACCGCUGAUGUCAUCAAUGCGGCCGAGAAGCUGCAGGUGGUGGGCAGGGCUGGCACAGGCGUGGACAAUGUGGAUCUGGAGGCCGCGACAAGGAAGGGCGUCCUGGUCAUGAACACCCCCAACGGGAACAGCCUCAGUGCUGCAGAGCUCACCUGCGGGAUGAUCAUGUGCCUGGCCAGGCAGAUUCCCCAGGCCACGGCUUCCAUGAAGGAUGGCAGAUGGGAGCGGAAGAAGUUCAUGGGAACGGAGCUGAAUGGAAAGACCCUGGGAAUUCUCGGCCUGGGCAGGAUUGGGAGAGAGGUGGCCACCCGGAUGCAGUCAUUUGGGAUGAAGACUGUAGGGUAUGACCCCAUCAUUUCUCCAGAGGUCUCGGCCUCCUUUGGUGUUCAGCAGCUGCCCCUGGAGGACAUCUGGCCUCUCUGUGAUUUCAUCACUGUGCACACACCUCUCCUGCCUUCCACAACAGGCUUGUUGAACGACAGCACCUUUGCUCAGUGCAAGAAGGGGGUGCGCGUGGUGAACUGUGCCCGUGGCGGGAUCGUGGAUGAAGACGCCCUGCUCCGGGCUCUGCAGUCUGGUCAGUGUGCUGGAGCCGCGCUGGACGUGUUCACCGAAGAGCCACCACAAGACCGAGCCUUGGUGGACCAUGAGAACGUCAUCAGCUGUCCCCACUUGGGGGCCAGCACCAAGGAGGCCCAGAGCCGCUGUGGGGAGGAAAUUGCCAUCCAGUUUGUGGACAUGGUGAAAGGGAGAUCUCUAGCGGGGGUUGUAAAUGCCCAGGCCCUCACCAGUGCCUUCUCUCCACACACCAAGCCCUGGAUCAGUCUAGCAGAAGCUCUGGGGACACUGAUGCGAGCCUGGGCCGGAUCUCCCAGAGGGACCAUCCAGGUGGUGACACAGGGAGCGUCCCUGGGCAACGCUGGGAGCUGCCUAAGCCCUGCCGUCAUUGUUGGCCUCCUGAAAGGGUCUUCCACACAGGUGGAUGUGAACUUGGUGAACGCCAAUCUGCUGGUGAAAGAGGCUGGCCUCAAGGUCUCCACCUCCCACAGCCCUGCCGCCCCAGGGGAAUGCCUGACCCUGACCGUGGCCCUGGCAGGUGCCCCCUACCUGGCUGUGGGCUCCGUGCAGGGCACCACACCUGUGCUGCAGAUGCUCAACGGAGCUAUCUUCAGGCCAGAAGUGCCUCUGUGCCGGGGCUUGCCCCUGCUGGUGUUCCGAGCCCCGCCCUCCAACCGCACAGUGCUGCCUAUGGUGAUGGGCCUUCUGGCAGAGGCGGGCGUGCAGCUGCUGACCUACCAGACCUCAGUGGCUUCAGAUGGGGAGGCCUGGCACAUCAUGGGCGUCUCGUCCUUGCUGCCCAGCCUGCAGGCGUGGAAGCAGUAUGUGACCGAGGCCUUCCAGUUCCACUUCUAAACUGGGCUCACAGGUCCACGCCUCAGACUUCUCUGAAGAAAGCUCCCCACUGGUCCGUGGGGAGAAGAGAUGCACAUUCCCGGGGGGAAUGGAUUGGCCUCUGGUGCUGCUCCCACCGUCUAGUAAAAAGCCUCCCACCUGC
Messenger RNA from Nycticebus coucang (slow loris), 1890 nucleotides. RefSeq names its product phosphoglycerate dehydrogenase (gene PHGDH). The coding region runs from base 159 to 1748 and encodes 529 amino acids. Gene Ontology annotation, biological process: L-serine biosynthetic process. NCBI's taxonomy places the organism in Eukaryota, Metazoa, Chordata, Mammalia, Primates, Lorisidae. Gene Ontology annotation, molecular function: NAD binding; phosphoglycerate dehydrogenase activity. The record is from RefSeq and is a predicted model, not a curated record. The transcript has 12 exons.